This is a messenger RNA of Nylanderia fulva, 3269 nucleotides long. The record is from RefSeq and is a predicted model, not a curated record. Lineage: Eukaryota; Metazoa; Arthropoda; Insecta; Hymenoptera; Formicidae.
UUCUAUAACUUACGUUAAAUUUUUUUAUCGUUCAUACGCGUAGUUUAUAAUGUCUAAAAUUUUUGUCAAUCUCGAGUAAGAUGUGUGAUCACUUGCAUAAGUCUCAUAGAAGUGCAGCUCGUUGUCAGAGUUGUCGCACCGCAAAAUAAGAAUGCGGCAAGACAACUCAUGUUUCAUUCCAGACUGUUGAUUCUCGAUUCAACACUUGAUAUAACCAGUCUGGUUGUCCGUGCGAACGUGCAAACAAUCUCCAAGGGUUUGAAAUCUUUAUUAAAUCCUUUUUUUUUACAUACAGAAGAAGUAUUCUAUAAGUAUCAUACUUAAGUGCGUGCCUUUAAAAAUUUGCAAACAACGAUUCGUUAAAAAUUUAAAUAAAUAUGAAAAUCAUUUAUUACUCUCAAAUUUAUCAACUUUUUGUAUAUUUUUUUAGUAAAUAAUUCGUUUCAGAUAAAAAAUUUAUUUAAUGUUUAUUUAAUUAUAUAAAGUGAUUUAUGUAUUCGGAAGAUCGAAUUGUCAGGUAAGAGGAGCUUGAAAGAGCUUUGCCUAUAUCAAUUGAGUCAGAGGUAGAAAUCGAUAUCUGCGUGUUCUAUUUUCUGUAUCUGCAUUUUUGUGCGAUGAAAAUGCGCGGUAUUACGGAAAGAACGCCUUUAAGACAUUUGGAUUCACCCGACUACGUCGAAUUUGCCAGUCUUUUGAGGACUCGAAGAACGCGAAUACGACAGUUUCAAUGCUGUGUUUGCGGUAUCCUGAUAGUGGUCUUCACUAUGGCUCUGGUGAUAUCCAUCAGCUAUUCCAUCAGUCAUACUAAUUCUACCUCCGCGAUCAACAACGCAACAUCCUCUGGAAAUUUAGGUGGUAUCUUGAGAGAAUCCUUAUUAGGAUUUGCACCUGGAUCUACCUCGCACGCGUCCUUCAGCAGCACUGCUAGUGCUAUAAACGAACCCAAUUACAUCCCGAUACAAAACGCGAACAUCGAUACCUCGACGAAGAAUCUCAGUCGACAUGAAUACAUGCAAGGACUACGAGCUGGCGAGCUAGCGAUGAAAAAUCAUUUGUUCGCGGAUAAGAUUGCCACAAAGUUGCCAUCCCCAUCUCCAGAAUCUAGACACCGAUAUGCGAUGAACACGCAUCCUAAUGUCAGUGCUCUUGCUUUGGCAGCGAUAGGUGAAAUCGCAGCUACAAGAACGAUUGAGAAUAUGAGAUCCACUAAAGAUGAAUCUUCGGCGAUCGGUACUUUUUUCGAGAGCGGCUGGGUGCCAAAGAGUGUAUGCAAACGAUAUUUCAAUCACACCUGCAAAAUCGGCAAAUAUAGAACCGUCGAUGGCAGCUGCAAUCGACCGAGAGGAUGGGGUUCCAGCAUGACACCUUUCAGAAGAGUUUUGCCGCCGGAUUACGCCGACAGAAUCGAAUCUCCUCGAAAGGCGCGAUCCGGAAAGGAGUUGCCUUCGGCUAGAGAAGUCAGUUUGAAGAUACACAAACCUUCAGUCAGCAGCAAUCCGUCCUUCACGGUGAUGCUGGCUGUAUUCGGCCAAUUUUUGGAUCACGACAUUACUGCCACCGCGCUCAGCCAAGGUAUUAACGGGAGUUCGAUAGCAUGUUGUUCGCCCACGAAAGAACAACAUCCCGAAUGCUUCCCUAUUCGAAUCGGAACUGGCGAUCCUAUACAUGAUUUGACUAACAGAACUUGCAUGAACUUCGUAAGAUCGGCACCAGCUCCGCGAUGCGAACUCGGCUCCAGGGAACAACUUAAUCAAGUCAGCGCCUUCAUUGACGGCUCAGCCAUUUACGGUUCGAACAACGAGACUACUUGUGAUCUACGCGAGUUUGCGGGCGGUCGUUUAAAAAUGCAGCUCACCCCUGACAACAGAACUCUAUUACCAGCGAGCACGAAUCCUAACGAUGGUUGUAAUCGAGAAGUCGAACGACGUCGUGGUCGUUAUUGCUUCGCCGCGGGUGACGCCAGAGCGAACGAGAAUCUGCAUUUAACUACGAUGCAUCUUCUUUGGGCGCGGCAGCACAACAAGAUCGCUGAUGAAUUGUCCAAAAUCAAUCCCACUUGGGGCGACGAAGUGCUCUACCAGGAAACGCGACGCAUCGUUGGCGCCCAACUCCAGCACAUUACCUAUCGCGAGUUUCUACCCAUCAUCGUAGGCGAUAAAAGGAUGAAGGAACACGACCUGAAGCCCCUUGAUUCAGGAUACAAGAAACAAACGUAUGAUCCAAAUGAUCUGGAGGACGACCCGACGAUAGCUAAUCACUUCGCGGCCGCGGCCUUCCGUUUCGCUCACACUUUACUUCCAGGAUUGAUGAGGAUGACAGACGCAGAGAAGGGUACAUCGUCGUAUGUGGAGCUGCACAGGAUGCUUUUCAAUCCGUAUAGCCUCUAUGCCAGGGACGGCAUCAGAAGUUCGAUCAGCUCGGCCACGACCAACGUCAUUCAAAAAUACUCUACGCAUGUCACUUCGCAGCUGACUAAUAAUCUCUUCGAGGAUCCAGUAGUUAAUUUCACGGUACCUUGCGGUCUAGAUCUGGUGUCGUUGAACAUUCAACGUGGACGGGAUCACGGAUUACCGGGAUAUACUGUGUGGCGGGAAUAUUGCGGACUAGGAAAAGUGAAAACGUUUGAGGACCUCGAAGGGUAUUUGAAUCAUCAGGAUCUGGAGCAAAUGUCGAUGCUUUACGAGUCGGUCGACGAUAUAGAUUUGUAUACUGGCGCGUUGUCAGAAAUCCCUGAAUCGGACAGCCUGGUCGGACCUACGUUUACGUGUUUAAUCAUUGAUCAAUUUGCACGUUUGCAAAAGGGAGAUCGUUUCUGGUAUGAAUACGCCGAGCAACCAUACCCCUUCACAAAAGAACAACUCGCGGAGUUACGCAAGAGUUCGUUGGCUAAAAUAAUAUGCGAUUGUUCCGAUGGAAUUACGCACACUCAGAUGGAAUUAAUGCGAUCUGUUGGAUCUGAUAAUCCUAUGGUAUCUUGCAAAGAUAUACCAGAACCUUCUUUUUUAUUGUGGAAGCAAAAUCUCACUUCCAAUUUAGCGUCAUCGACAAAUGACGGUCAUUAUUAAGCGAUACGAUAAAUGAAUUAUGUUGUGUAAAAAGAAAAUUAGACUUAUAUUCUAUAAUUCAUCUAAAGUCUAAAGCAAAAGGAUUUUUCAAAAAUAAAUUUGGUAUAUGAAUUACAAUAUAUUUAUGCAAUUAUAUAUAUUUAUAUAAUAAUUGCAUUCUGUUCAUUCCUCUCUCUAAAUUAAAAAGUUAUUAAUUUAUCUAUG